CACGUUUCUGUUUUGACAGACGUCAAACGUUUUGUUUUCGGCAUUUGUUAUUACAAGUCUAAUAAGGCUUUAAAAAAUUUAUAUAACCAUAAAUUCGAAAACAAAUCGCCAAAAUGCAUACAGAUUUAUCCCCGCACUUGCACACAGACACGUGCAAUAAUUUGAUUCAACAAUUACAAGAGUGUCACAAAGAGCAUUCAUUUGCAAGAUUCGUUGGAAUUUGCAAUAGCUUCGAUACGGCGGUCACAAAAUGUCUGAAAGAGGAAAGGCUACGACGAAGGCAACACAAUUAUGAACAAUCUUUGCAAAAGAAAGCAAAAUUAAAAGAACUGUUUCAACAAGAUCGAAAACAAACACAGGAAAAGUGAUGCUUGGAUGUGAAAGUGUGUACAUAAUGUUAUACAGUGAAACCUGUCUAUGCCGGACUCUGUAGAAGGCGGAAAACUGCUCAUCGCGGAAAUUUUCCGCAGUCCCGUUUUUUCAAAUACCUAAUUUAAUGUAUUUUGGUCCGUAUAAGCCGGAAACUGUAUAACGCGGAAACGGAAAAUAUUUGUAAGUCCCAACGUGUCAAAAUACAUCCACCCAACUCUGUGUAAAACGAAAGCGUGAACAAAGUUGAUGAUUUCUACGAAAAAUAUAUAAUUCAAUUCGUGGACCUGCAGGUGCAUUUUUUGUCAACAGAAAAUCACUGUUCUCAAUUCUCAUUUAAUUGGUGUCUCUCGUGGUUAUAUGUGUGUUCGCAAUGGCCCAUAAAACGACCAACAAUAACAACAAAAUGGAUUUAAUUAAUGUACACGAGCAGCAAAAUUUGAGUGUUAAAGAAAUUUGCAAAAGUUCGGUUGUAAAAAACGCAAGUGUAUCAAAUUAUAAGACAUAUCCUGAAAUAAAUUAGAGAGUAAUGGCAAAGCGGUGAGUGUGUAGCCAACCUUUUGCAGUUGAGAACAAGCAUGGAAAAUAUAUCUAAAUGGCCGAAAAAGCAAAUAACAAUAAACAACUAUUUCAAAUAAUUCUUUUAUAUGUACCUAUGUAUUCAAUGUAAUAAAAAUUCAUUUCCGUUUUAUAGAGGUGUGCUUUCCGUCAUAGCCGGGUUUCCUGUAAAAGCCGGAACCCUGUUUAAGACGGAUACAAAUUUUGGACCCGCGCGAUUCCGGCAUAGACAGGUUUUACUGUAUUUGCUGUGUUUUACGAAAUGUAUGUAAAUAAAUAAAAAGCUGACACAAUUA
Zophobas morio is the source of this 1223-nucleotide messenger RNA. RefSeq names its product COX assembly mitochondrial protein 2 homolog. Gene Ontology annotation, cellular component: mitochondrion. The transcript has 2 exons. The record is from RefSeq and is a predicted model, not a curated record. The coding region runs from base 114 to 368 and encodes 84 amino acids. NCBI's taxonomy places the organism in Eukaryota, Metazoa, Arthropoda, Insecta, Coleoptera, Tenebrionidae.